AUGUUUUACCCAGGUUUGGCAGUACUCAAGCCGACCAAGGUCAUGAAGAGCUCAUCUCGAGCGGUUGUGACAGACUUGCUGCCUUGUCCAUCGGACCAAGGCACGACCAUGGCGGGAGGCCAAGUCGUUUGUCUCAUCCGCAAGCUCGCCGUAGUCAUUAAUGCACUCCUCGUGGUACGUCUGGUCCUAGACCAUCUGCUCAUGAAGACGCUCAAGGAUCGAAACAAUGUUUAA
Molecule: messenger RNA, 234 nt
Organism: Aphanomyces invadans
Lineage: Eukaryota; Oomycota; Saprolegniomycetes; Saprolegniales; Verrucalvaceae
Exons: 2
Coding region: 1-234 (77 amino acids)
Source: RefSeq, a predicted model, not a curated record